AUAGAACGUCGGUAUAAUCUUUAUCAAAACUAUUAUUAUUUUAGUUGUAAAAACUGUUGAUAAUAUUAAUUGUAUUUUUUCGAAUGCAGUCUUUGACGGAAAUCAGUUUCCCCGUUAAAACGUAUAUGAGAUAUAGACAAAUACAGACAUGAGAACACCAUACGACACUCCCAAACCAAAAUCCUACGACUAUAUCACCAUAAAUAGGUUUCAUUUGCCAGAUGAUGAUGAAUUCAUCGAUGAUUUUUGUGUGAUUGAAAACGAUAAAUUAUCUUUUAACCUUUUGACUGAUGUUUGCAUACCAAUUUCAUUGCUCCUUGUCAUAGUUAUAUGGGGCUAUAAAAUGGAUGCAAUGGGAGUGGAUGCGGAUGGUACAUUAGUAUUAGUGUAUGGUAUUGUACUCAUUGUAGCAACUGGUGCAACAUGUGGAUAUAUCGCUUUGCGAAUGACAGCUACACCAACAUAUAAACCAAUUUCAAUGUUACCUAGAGAGGUGAAGCAUAUUCCUUUAAAAAAGUCAAAUUUUCAAAUGAAUUCUUAUCAAACAAUACCUGAAGUGCAUCGAAACGGAAAAACCCCAACAUUAACAUUUAUGGUUUGAAUGAAAAUCAUACUUAAAAAAAAAAAUAAAUUCAUUGAAUUUAUUAUUUGUAAAUAAAAGAAGUACAGAACUUAUAGUUCAUAAUGAAAGUUUGUAAUAUUUGUAAACGUAUCAGUAUUACUAUGAUACUAACUCAUGUAUACUUAAUAUUCAACUUUCAAAAUAGAUAUUAUGUAAAUAUAAAUGAUUUGUUAAUUUUUAAAUAUAAUGAAUCUUGAUAUAGU
Molecule: messenger RNA, 825 nt
Organism: Daktulosphaira vitifoliae (grape phylloxera)
Lineage: Eukaryota; Metazoa; Arthropoda; Insecta; Hemiptera; Phylloxeridae
Exons: 3
Coding region: 149-601 (150 amino acids)
Source: RefSeq, a predicted model, not a curated record